UGGGAAAUUGACCGUAAAGGUGGUUCCGAUUUGCUACCCUGUCUCCACUCUCUUCCAAACAGUGCGUCCUGCUCACGAAAAGUGGUGAGCUCGACCAGCAAUUUUUGGUCUGGAGAUCAGAAAUCAUUGGAUUUGUAAGUCUUGGAUGUAAUUAUGUUGUUGGUGUAUAGAUGCGCCUUUUUCACUUGUCACGUCCUGAUAUCCUUUUGCUUCUCGAAACUAUCUUUUACCUGCGGUAAAAUGUGUCGUAACAAUCAGAAACCUGCGAGUGUGGUUACCGCGCUGGAACGUGGUUUUGAAGUCAUAAAUCAGAAAGGAAAGCUGUACACGGAGUGUAGGCAAGGGGUGGAUAAUAUCUUUCAAAAGUCUCUCAUACGACCUUGCAAGAUGAAAUAUUUCCUCAGGGUGAUUAACCUGCAGGUCUGUAUACGUAGAUCUGCGAGUCGGAGAUGUCACUCGCUUACUAAUUCGUGCUGAGUCGCCUCGUUCCUUUCGAAUUCGGGACCGUGGUUUCUCUAUGUUCUAUUUCUGGAACAU
Messenger RNA from Suillus plorans, 537 nucleotides. RefSeq lists its product as uncharacterized. The coding region runs from base 154 to 477 and encodes 107 amino acids. NCBI's taxonomy places the organism in Eukaryota, Fungi, Basidiomycota, Agaricomycetes, Boletales, Suillaceae. The record is from RefSeq and is a predicted model, not a curated record. The transcript has 2 exons.